Molecule: messenger RNA, 2097 nt
Organism: Lactuca saligna
Lineage: Eukaryota; Viridiplantae; Streptophyta; Magnoliopsida; Asterales; Asteraceae
Source: the annotation of a GenBank genome assembly
AUGGCGUCAGCUGCCAUUUUUUCAUCUUUGCGGCGGAGCAGGUCGCCGACGUUAGACGCGUUCUUGGCGCCGGUGGAUCUAGAGAACGACGUCGUGGGUUUGUUAAAAACCCUAACCAGCAUCGCAUCUGACCUCAUCUCGUCAUUCUCUGACAAGACGCCGCCAUUUCAAAAGAAGAAUUCCAGAUCUUUGAUCCGGAAAAUUGAAUUGUUUGUCGUGUUGUUGGAUUCCGUUCGUGAGUCAGGUGAGUGGUGGUCGAAUCUGCCUUCAACGGUGGUUCUAUGCUUUAAGGAGUUGUACCUUCUGCUGUACAGGUCCAAAAUCCUCCUUGAUUACUGCACCCAGUCGAAUGUUUUCCCGAUGAAUAAAUUGAAUUGUUUGAUUAGCGAUGACGUUAAAGAACAGAUAAACUUACUACAAAAGCAAUCCAGACGGAACAAAUUGUUCAUAGAUAAACACGUUGAAUCAUUACGAUUGAAGUUCUUCAAGCUACUAAACGAAAUCGGAACCGGAAACAUCCCAAAUUCGGAAGAAUUCCAUGAUUUUUUCGUUACAAAAUUGGGGAUCCUUGACGCUAGGGCUUGCCGGGUUGAAAUUGAGUUUCUCGAGGAACAAAUUGUGAACCACGGGAGCGAUCUUGAGCCCUCAGCUUCCAUCCUCGGUGGGGUUAUCGCCAUGAUUAGAUACUGUAGAUUCUUGUUAUUUGGAUUCGAAGAAGACGAAGUGGAAAUUUCACACAGAUUCAGAAGAGGGAAGAAAAGAGGAUUAAUCUCAAAACAAAUCGCCGAUACGUUUAUAACAAUCCCAAAAGAUUUUUGUUGUCCAAUUUCGUUAGAUUUGAUGAUGGAUCCUGUUAUCAUAUCAACCGGCCAGACUUUCGAUCGAGCUUCAAUUUCAAGAUGGAUCGAAGAAGGUCACAGCAACUGCCCCAAAACCGGUCAAACUCUCGUCCAUAAAAAACUUGUACCAAAUCGAGCUCUUAGAAAUCUAAUCAUGCAAUGGUGCACUGCUCACAAGAUCCCAUAUAGUCCUCCUGAAAGCUCUGAUCUCGCCGGAGAAUCUUUUCCGGCAGCUCCGGCAAGCCGUCCGGCGGUGGAAGCCAAUAAAGCCACCGUCCGGCUCCUGAUUCGGGAGCUGGAAAACGGUUCCGAUUCCGGUAAAGCAAUCGCCGCCCGUGAAAUCCGGUUUCUUGCAAAAACCGGGAGAGAAAACCGGGGAUUCAUAGCGGAAUCCGGCGUGAUUCCACAUCUGAAAAUUCUUCUUUCAUCAGAAAGUGCAGUGGCACAAGAAAACGCAGUGACUGCAAUGUUGAAUCUUUCAAUUUAUGAUAAAAAUAAGAGCCGAAUCAUGGAUGAAUCUGGUUGUUUGAGAUCAAUCGUGGCGGUUUUAAAAUCCGGCCACACAAUUGAAUCCCGGGAAAACGCCGCCGCCACUUUAUUCAGCCUUUCCGCCGUCCACGAUUACAAAAAACUCAUCGCCGGUGAAGCCGGAGCUUUACAGACACUCGCCGGAAUGUUACUUUCCGGUACACCUAGAGGGCGGAAAGACGCCGUCACUGCCUUGUUCAAUUUGUCGACCCACACCGCAAACUGUGUGAAAAUGAUCGAAUUUGGGGUGGUGAAAUCGUUAGUCCAGGCGUUGGAAUGUGACGGGGUGGCGGAGGAGGCUGCCGGAGCGUUAGCGUUGAUAGUCCGGCAACCAGUAGGAGCGGAGGCGGUCGGCCACGAGGAGGCGGCGGUUGUCGGUUUGAUCGGAAUGAUGAGGUGUGGGACACCGAGAGGAAAGGAGAACGCGGUAGCGGCGUUGCUUGAGCUUUGCCGGAGUGGUGGUGCCGCCACCACCGAACGGGUGGUGAGAACUCCGGCGUUGGCGAGUUUGAUUCAGAGUUUGUUGUUUACUGGGACUAAGCGGGCCCGGAGGAAGGCGGCAUCACUUGCUCGGGUGUUUCAAAGGUGUCAUUAUGAUACUUUACAUUUUAGCGGGUUGCGGUUUGGGUAUGGGUUCGCCGGAAACUCAACCACCGGAAUGGAAUCGGGUUUUCCGGCGGAAACAGUUUCCGUGACAUUGUCGAUGCCGAUGUCGGUUUCGGUUUCGUAG